Messenger RNA from Rotaria socialis, 2079 nucleotides. NCBI's taxonomy places the organism in Eukaryota, Metazoa, Rotifera, Eurotatoria, Philodinida, Philodinidae. The record is from the annotation of a GenBank genome assembly.
AUGCUUGAUGAAGGGAGCGACGAGGACUUGAGCGAACAUCUGCCUUACAGGCGUCCGAGAUUUCGAAUGCAAUCAUUUAUUGAUGAGUAUGGAGUAGUUCCACCACGCAAGUCACCAGUGCGUCGUCUAAGAGAUUAUGCAAAAAAUUAUUGGCACAAUUUGAACUCAGUUGGCGUUGCCAACUCGUUUCUCGAGUCAAUACCACUUAUCCGUUGUCUCAGAGAGUAUAAAAUACGCAAGUAUCUGCUUGGUGAUAUUCUGGCAGGCAUAACGGUGGCUAUCAUGCAUAUUCCUCAAGGCAUCGCUUAUGGUGUUCUGGCCGGUUUGUCAGCGUUUGAUGGUCUGUACGUUUCCUUUUUUCCUGUCAUUAUCUACAUGAUUUUCGGUACAUGUCCGCAUUUAUCAAUCGGUACAUUUGCUAUCAUAUCAUUGUUGACGGCAAAAGCGAUCAAUGGGGUCUCAUUGCCACCGUUGAACUCGACCAUUAAUGAUUCAAUUAUAGAAUCAAAUUUUUCGUAUAUAUCUAACGUGUCAAGUGAUGCACUUAUCAAUGAAAAACUGGGCGUCGCUACUACGCUCGCCUUUGUUGUUGGGCUCAUUCAGCUCAUACUAUGGCUUUUUCGACUUGGCUUUAUCACGACUUAUAUGACGGAACCUUUUAUAAGUGGCCUGAAUGUGGGAGCUGCUGUACAGGUUUUUUCCAGUCAAAUUCCAGGCGCUUUUGGCGUUCCGAGUCCGAACGAUAUACAAGGCCUUUUUAAGUUGCCCAGAUUCUAUGUUCGAGUUAUCGGUUCGAUUGUUAAAAGCAUUAACUGGAUUUCAACUGCGAUAACAGUCACAUCGAUUAUUAUCUUGCUUGUCGUAAAAGCAUUGAAUGAUCGGUACAAGAAGAAAAUACGUUUCACAAUUCCAACUGAACUCUUUUUGGUCAUUUUUGGUACGUUGAUAUCAUAUUUGGCGAAACUUCAUGAUCAGCAUGGUGUUGCGAUUGUUGGAACUGUUAAACGUGGUCUACCUGCACCAACUGCCCCAGCUUUUACUAAUGUUUCUUCUUUGCUGGUACCCGCUAUUACGAUUACUAUUGUGAGUCUAUGCCUCAAUAUUUCUGUGGCUAAAAUGUUUGCUCGAAAAUAUGACUACAAAGUACGCUCAAACCAGGAAUUACUUGCUUAUGGAUUGGGAAACGUUGUUUCAUCCUUCUUUCAAUGCUAUCCAAGUUCGGGCUCACUGAGCCGGUCAAUGGUACAAGGAGAGAGUGGUGGCACAACAUCACUGAUCGGUGGCUUCUCUUCUGUUAUUUUAGUUGUCGUCAUUCUAGCUUUGGCACCUCUUCUCAAAUCUCUUCCUAUGGCGUGCCUAGCCGGCAUCAUCAUUGUCAAUCUCAAAGGACUCCUUCUUAAAGUCAGCGACUUUAUGUAUUACUAUCGUAUUAAUAUGAUGGAAGCUAUCCUGUGGUUGGUAACAUUUUUGACUGUCGUCUUAUCCGAUGUUGACAUUGGAGUUUAUGUAGGGAUAGCUGUUUCGUUUCUCAUGAACACGAUUCGUACUCAACGGCCACGGUUCGUUGCUCUCGGACGAGUAGGUGAUACUACAUUCUACAAAAGUAUAAAAGUGUUUCCAUCUGCUGAACAACAUGCCAAUAUCAAAGUUAUUCGUUUCGAUGGAUCUCUCUAUGCUUGCAAUGCGCCUUUUUUUAAACGGAAAUUCUAUGAACUAAUCGAUAUACGUCUGCGACAAAAGCCUCUCAUUUCAUUCAGAAUACCAGAAACAGUUGAGAUUCAGGAUAGUGCUGACAAAUAUGUCGUUCUUGACUGUUCACCUAUGAACUUUAUCGAUAGUGUGGGCGUCAAGCUACUUAUUGAGAUUUACAAAGAUAUGAAAAAACGAAACAUUCAUCUUUAUCUAACCGAAUGCCGUUAUGAUGUUCGUUACACGUUGGACUCGAUGAAGUUUUAUGAGCAUACGGAUGGUUGUAUAAUAUACGUCUCAACUUCUGACGCAGUUACUGCUAUUCUGGCUGAAAUUCAAAAUAAGUCGAUGGUAGAAACGAUUUCGCAAACCGUCAUCACACAAUUCUGA